AUGGAGCCAUCGCCGCUCACGCAGGAUUCGCGACCUGACGCCUUCCAGCCCAAGAUCCUUCGCCUCUACGAGACCCUCUUCAAGGAAGAAGAUGACGAGGUCGAGCUGUCUGAUGGAUUCUGGCAGGAGUUCUUCCUCCACCGGCCGGACUACCCAGGCCUCAAGCGCAUCAUAGGAGGCCUGGGUCCAGAUGACAUGCUGCAUCUACAAGCGCAUUCACAACAGCUAUUUCUUCGAGCCAUGCUGCGAGUGAAGCAAGCUAAAGGACCAUCGGACGAGGUAGCUCUCGAUACCUUGACAGUCUUUCUAGGUGCCACAUUGAGCAAGAAGUAUACAAAUCCUAGUUCAGACAUUAUUUCUGUCCUUGCAGGCCUACAUAACGCGGACGCCGUACUGUCAGAUUUUGUUGCGACGCUGGAUUCAGUGAUACGAAAUGGAAGAAACUUGACCUUGCGACGAAAAGCCAUUCGAACCGCGAUCUCGAUUACCGCCUCUGCAUUUUCCACCGGCCUGCCGUCCUACUUCACCCAUCGAGAUCUUUUCCCGUCGCUCAUGAAAUAUGUCCAGGACUGCGAGGAAGACGAUGAUAUCAUUCCGGCCUUUGUUCUCUUAGGCUUGCUCGUCAAUUAUAACAAGUUUGAGUUCCAAAACCCCUAUCGGUUACGUCUGGACGAUUUUGUGAACGACAACAUAAUACGGAAGAUUAUCACUAGCUUUGGAGCAUCCUGUGCCUCAUUGAGAGAUGCAUAUGUGGCGGUUCAGGACGAUAUGCCAGAAGGUUGGACACUGGGUUCCACGUUGAAUUAUAUCGGGCUGGGGGUACUUGCGCCAGCAUCACGGCCCACCACACCCGUACCGGCGCCCGACGAAACGAAGUCGCUGUUCACUGCUUUGCCCGGGCCGAAGGUUGGAGCAUUUCUUCCUACAUACGACUUUGCAAAUGCGAAUAAGUUGUUUUGUUUCAACUUGGUACAGCUUGCCGCACCUGAGAAGGGCGAGGCUUCCCCGUUGAGUUCCUUCCUCUCGCUCACGUCAUACCUCUUCCAGCACGCGCAUCGAUCCAACAGGACAGCGCUGUAUACUUAUCUGAGCCUCGUCAUCCUGCAAAUUUUGGUCGAAGAUCAAACAUUAGUCAAGCGUUUAUGCAGCGAUGAUAGCAAGAUCCCGGUACGGCUCUGUCGGCAACGGCAACCAUAUCUCCCGCUUGUUAAGGGGGAUAGGAUACCUGGAACCAUCAUCCUAGACCUAUUUGUGGAUGGCAUCAACCAUAAUUUACGAAGGAGGCUUGAUGUCGACUUUUACAAUCUAUGCUUAGGCAACCUGCUACGACUCUUGUCCUACCUCAGCAGAGCCAAAGUGCGCAUGGCAUACCAUUGGUCAGAACUGUGGAGAACUCUGUUAUCAUUCUUUCGAUUCCUCACUACCUAUUCCAAUGAUGUUAGAGGCCUCUCGAAGUCAUCUGAGAUGGUCGACACCUUGGUCAACAUACUAGCGUUUUCGCUAUCGAAUGGCGAAAACUUCCUACCAGACCCCGCUUCGUACGACGAUCUGUUCUACAAACUUGUCGAAACCGGAGAAAUUUUGACCAAGUUCCGCGAUGCAUUCAGUCUAUCAAAUAAUGCAUCGAUUCAGACGUUGAUCAGUGUCGCCUCGCACUAUCACGAACUCUUGAGCACCGAGAAGGGUAAAUCGAGGACCAAAAAUCUGAGCCCUCGCGAGGUGAGCACGGUUAUCAAGCAAGGAUAUGAUACGUUGUCUAUCGAAGCAAUCGAGGGACUCGACCGUUGGGACAAGUUCCGAGAGGUGGACCACAAAUCAGCGUUGAAGAAAAUUGCGAGAGUGGUGGUUGAUGACGCCAAAGCCCUGAUUGAUAGAGAAUGA
Messenger RNA from Aaosphaeria arxii CBS 175.79, 1881 nucleotides. Its product is annotated as DUF1741-domain-containing protein. The record is from RefSeq and is a predicted model, not a curated record. Gene Ontology annotation, cellular component: cytosol. Gene Ontology annotation, biological process: regulation of Golgi organization. The transcript has 4 exons. The coding region runs from base 1 to 1881 and encodes 626 amino acids. Lineage: Eukaryota; Fungi; Ascomycota; Dothideomycetes; Pleosporales.